Messenger RNA from Salvia miltiorrhiza (redroot sage), 920 nucleotides. RefSeq names its product thylakoid lumenal 15 kDa protein 1, chloroplastic. Gene Ontology annotation, cellular component: chloroplast thylakoid. Bases 41 to 703 code for a protein of 220 amino acids. Lineage: Eukaryota; Viridiplantae; Streptophyta; Magnoliopsida; Lamiales; Lamiaceae. The transcript is spliced from 8 exons. The record is from RefSeq and is a predicted model, not a curated record.
ACAAACAUGAGCAGCAGUUGUUAUCCAUCACCACUCAUCAAUGGCUGCUCUCAACUUCUCUCGGUCUUCCAAUCUCUCUCCUCUUCCAAACCUCACCACCUCCGCAUCUCUCUGUCGUCAAUAUCAAUUCCGCUCCUUCAUCAGCUGCAGUGCGUCGCAGGGCGCUCAAAAUCGGAGUAAUCUGUCUUCUUUAUGUGACUCAUUCUCUAAAGCGAGUGUUCUUGCACUAGUUUCUGCUUCACUUGUUUUUUCUGUCAACCCUGCUCUUGCAUUUAAGGGGGGAGGCCCUUAUGGUGCUGAAGUGACAAGGGGGCAGGAUCUAUCUGGGAAAGAUUUUAGUGGCAAGACAUUGAUCAAGCAAGAUUUCAAGACGUCAAUACUAAGGCAAGCAAACUUUAAAGGUGCCAAGUUAUUGGGGGCCAGCUUCUUUGAUGCUGAUUUAACAGGAGCUGAUCUUUCUGAUGCUGAUCUUAGAGGAGCAGAUUUCUCCUUGGCGAAUGUAACAAAGGUAAAUUUGAGCAAUGCCAACCUCGAAGGAGCACUUACAACAGGCAAUACAUCUUUCAAGGGUUCAAUAAUAACCGGUGCAGACUUCACGGAUGUGCCAUUGAGAGACGACCAACGGCAGUUACUAUGUAAAGUUGCGGAUGGGACGAACCCGGUAACAGGCAACGAAACCAGAGAGACAUUGCUUUGCAAGUAGCACAUAAUUUUUGGAGGUAAAAUGGGCAACAAAUUUGCUGUAUGAUUAACUUUAAUUAGAAAACCUCAUCUUCUUCUCCAAGCGCAUUUCUUUCUGAUGAAUAGCUUUCCUAGAUAAGCCUUGUGAGUGUGUAUUAUAUUCUUUUCCAUUUCUCAUUUUACUAUGUAUACUGUGGAGAAUUUCAGUUUGAUAUCUAAAGUUUUUAUUAUUGCCUUGC